Fonticula alba is the source of this 1560-nucleotide messenger RNA. RefSeq lists its product as hypothetical. NCBI's taxonomy places the organism in Eukaryota, Rotosphaerida, Fonticulaceae. Gene Ontology annotation, molecular function: protein-phosphatidylethanolamide deconjugating activity. The record is from RefSeq and is a predicted model, not a curated record. The transcript has 8 exons. Bases 27 to 1409 code for a protein of 460 amino acids.
CACCCACCCACCCACGUCCACGCAUCAUGUUCCGAUCUGCCAUCAUGGCCCGGGACCCGCCAUCCAAUGUGGCCAGCGGCACACUGCUUGGCAAGCCCUUUCCUUUUCGCAUCCCCUUCGCGCCGGAGGCCCCGUCCUUGGAUCACCAGGUUGGGACCCCGUUCGAGUCGCCGGCCCUUACACAUCGGCCUCCUCGGCCAGAGUCUCGGGACGAUGAUGAUGACGAUUCCGAGGGGUUCUCCACCAUCGACGUGGGCCAGUUCCAAGGCCGCGCCGCCCACGCCGAGCGUAUGUCCAUCCUGGGCUGCUGGAAUGAGUAUGGCCAGGCCCUGCGGUCGUUGAUCUGGCUGUCCUAUCGGUCGGGCUUCCAGGAUGCCAAUCGCACGCAGCGCAUCACGGAUGCCGGCUGGGGCUGCAUGUACCGUGUCAUUCAGAUGGUCCUUGCCAACACCCUUCGCCGCCGGAUUCUUGGCGACGACUGGCGCCCGGGCUACAAUGUUGAGAAAACCCUUCGCAAGUACCGACAGAUUCUGGCCCUCUUUGCCGAUUGCCACGACUCUCUCGAUCACAGGUUUGCCCCCUUCUCCAUGCAGGCCCUCACGAGCCUGGCCUACUCGCGAUCGAUCCCGGUCAAUGGCUGGAUCGGACCGCACUUCGCGUCGACCCUCAUCCGCGACCUGCAACCCAAGCAAGAUUGCAUCCGUCUCAAGGUGUAUGUCGGUACCGAAGGGACCAUCAUCCAAUCUGAAGUCCAUGCCCUUUUUGAGGAGGACCGCCAAGCUAUGCUUGCCUUGGGGGUUGCCUCGAGACAAUCCUCCUCGAUGGACGAGACCAUCAGCUCGACCCCGGUGUCUCCCUCGCCGUCUGGAUCACUGCAGGCGCCGAUUGAUGUCGAACUGCCCGAGUGUGGUGUUCUCAUUCUCCUGCCACUGAAGCCGGACCUGAGCUGCAUCCGCCCCGACAUCUUUGAGCACAUGAAGGCCUGCCUCCUCAUGCCACAGUCGAUGGGGAUCGUCGGGGGUCGGCCGAAUCUGGCGCACUUUAUCGUCGGCAUGGAGGGCGAGAACUUCACUUUCCUAGACCCACACACUACGCAGGUGGCCUUGAAGUUCCCGACGGAGCUACAUUCUGUCCCGGAGCGGUAUUUCUCCAGUUAUCACACUUCGGCCAUUCAGCUGCUGCACUACUCGAAGUUCGAUCCGAAUUUCGCCGUGGCCUUCUACUGCGCCACGCAGCGUGACUUUGCUGAUCUGACCGAUCGGCUGGCGGAACGCGCCCGGCACAGCCCGGACUUUUUCCUUCGCGUGCUGGCCCAGGCCCCGCCUGAGGAAAAUAUCUCCAUCAAGGUGGAGACCAGCAUGGAUUCCAGUGACGACGAGCUCCUCCUCCUGGAUAUCAAUCCCACCUAGGCAUUUGUGCUAUUCUCCUCGGGUCAUGCAAGCGAGAAACCGGGCGGGAAUGGCGAAGAAGCCGGGCCCCCCCCCCCCCCCCUGGCACAAGUAUCACCCUUCUCCGGGAAGCGUGGCCCCUGAAAAGGGGAAUACACGUUGCGUUUGUUCC